Kwoniella botswanensis is the source of this 1683-nucleotide messenger RNA. RefSeq lists its product as uncharacterized. The coding region runs from base 1 to 1683 and encodes 560 amino acids. The record is from RefSeq and is a predicted model, not a curated record. Lineage: Eukaryota; Fungi; Basidiomycota; Tremellomycetes; Tremellales; Cryptococcaceae. The transcript has a single exon.
AUGGCUUAUCCUCUCAAUCCAUACAGAAUGACCCUCGCCUCUCAGCGUGUCGCCUACACUUCCGAUAUCCUCCAACAUGUCAUAUCCUUCUUACCCAGGGACUCACUAUUCGCCACUCUAUUGACCAAUCGAUUCUUUUACGGUAUCACAGCGAAAAUUCUCUACAGGCGGAUUAUCAUCAAUCCACCCGAUCAGCAAGACAAGAUACUGCCGAAACAGAAAGCAGGCGAAGACGAUUCCGAUUCUAGUUCCGAUGAAGACGAUAUGGUGAUUGAAACAGAUCUAAAACGAAGCACCAAGGUCAGCAUCUCCAAAUCGAGAUUCAAUCCUUUCGUCGAGAUGUCACCUUUUACCCAGCAUCUGUCUGAGGAAUAUACCAAGCCAUUCCUCUUAUCUCUCACCGAUCGAAUUGACUUAUAUAUCCAUAAAGAAGAAGAAUGUCCAAAUCGUCGAAAGAUCCUCACUGCUUUACCUAACUUGAGGGUAUUGCACUUGGCAGGAGGACAACAGAAAAAUGAAUAUCCAGAAUGGGAAGGGGGCAUAUGGAAAAACAAAUUUUGUAAUCCCCUUUCAUGCCCUUUCGUCUCUGGGGUAUGCACACAAACGAAAUGUGUGAUGAUUCGACAACUUGAUUUUGGACCCUUAAAGGAUAUGGAUAGGUUGGAAGAGGUUAUAGUUAGGGUCAGACCUUGUCAAAUACCCGAUUUAAGACCUUUCGUUCCAUUCUCCGAACUUAGAUCGCAAUAUGGAUACAGCUAUCGCUACUGUCAUAUCGAUGAACAAGAUGUGAAGAAUUCCAAUCUAGAUCAAAUCGUACUUCCCCCGACGGUGAAGAGUUUAAAGGUAGUCUGGUGGGAUGAAAAGCAUAAUUUUAGAAUUGAUUGGAAAUAUGCGGAAGAGUAUUCGGGACAUUGUAGGAGGGGGCCACCUCAUAAAAGGUUAUAUAAAAAUUGUAUUGAGUGUGGACCUCUGGAAGUGAACUCGAAAGUAGGUUAUCGUAGUCUUAGAUAUUCUGAUUAUCUCGCGGAAUCAGACUAUCGGAGAGUGUCCGCCCAAUUGACAGAUCGAGAUACGGAGGAAGAACGAAGACGAUCGAAGAAACUGAGAGAAAGACUAGUUCAUCUGAUGAAGUUGCUUGGUAAACAAGGGGGAUUGAAGGAUAUCGAAUUUGUCAAUUUUGACAAAACCGCUCAAAUGGCAAUUCCCGUAGAGAACAGGAAUCAUUUGGAGAUUGAUAAGGUGAAGGAUGAUAUGGAGAAAGCUCUGAUGGAAGCUAGGAAGGGACAAUCAAAAGACCCGUCGAAUUUCGAAGGUACAAGCCAUUCGGAUAAGGGUGAUAUCAGAAUCAGAUAUCGAUCAAUUGACGAAUACUAUCCAUCAAUUUUUGCCGGUGUGGAGUACGAUCCAGUAGAAGAAGAAUACUGGAAAAACCGCUUGUACCCUUCUCAAAAGGUCUUAGAACUCCGGGAAGAGAUGGAUAGUCUGAUUUCGGAGAAGCUCAGUGAAUGGAAGAAACCAGAUUUGGAAUUUUAUGGUGAGAAGGAAUUGGAACAAGAGCUGGACCGCGCCAAGAGAAGGAAGGAGGAGCGGACUGCGAUGCAUACGGGUACCUGGGUAUGUGGGUAUCCGUCCAGGAGGAGAUAUGAACAUGGCUCCACGACACAGGGUACAGUGAGGAGAUGA